This is a messenger RNA of Beauveria bassiana ARSEF 2860, 918 nucleotides long. RefSeq lists its product as uncharacterized. NCBI's taxonomy places the organism in Eukaryota, Fungi, Ascomycota, Sordariomycetes, Hypocreales, Cordycipitaceae. Gene Ontology annotation, biological process: Golgi organization; intra-Golgi vesicle-mediated transport; protein transport. Gene Ontology annotation, cellular component: membrane; COG complex. The record is from RefSeq and is a predicted model, not a curated record. The coding region runs from base 1 to 918 and encodes 305 amino acids. The transcript has a single exon.
AUGGCAAACACACUAGAUCGGGCGCUGCCCGCGCGAGGGAGGCCAUCCGCCUUCAACCUCUCCCCAGACUCCUCCGACCUCGACGACGACGACGACGCGCCGCUGCCCUUCCCCGAGGCCCUCCCCCGCUCCGACUUUCUCACACCCGACUUUGACCCCGCCGCCUACCUUUCCGCGCUGCCGCACCGGCACCAGACGCUCGAGGACCUGCGCGCCGACCUGCGCGACCGCAGCGCCGCCAUCAGCAGCGAGCUGCUCGAGCUCGUCAACGCAAACUCGUCCACGUUUCUGUCGCUCGGCACCAAUCUCCGCGGCGGCGACGACAAGGUCGAGGACGUGCGCGUGUCGCUGCUGGGCUUCCGUCGCGCCGUCGAGGACGUCAAGGCCAAGGUCGCGACGCGGCGCGCCGAGACGGACGCGCUCACCGCGGAGCUGCGCGGCGUGCGGGCGAGCAUCGAGUUGGGCCGCACGCUGGUCGAGGUUGCAGAGCGCCUGUCGUCGCUGGAGGAGAGGCUCGCGCUGAGCGGUGUGCCCAAGACGAGGGACGGGGCGGAGCAGAAGGCCGAUUCGGCGGACAACGACGAUGACGACGAGGAGGAGAGUGAAGAAGAGGAUGCAGAUGAAGACGAACAAGUACAAGGGCUGGUGGGAAGCACACCGACUGUGCUGAUGACGCUCGCGCAGGACUAUAAUACCGCCGAGGCGCUGCAAAGAUCACUUCCAAUGCUUGCGUUUACGGCCAAGCUGGAGACAAGAUUGGCCAAAUGUCGAAAAACGUUGCUGCUGGACCUUGGCAACGCGCUACAGGAGAGUCGCAAGGCAGGCGUCACGGCACAAAAUAGAGUCUUGAAAUAUCUCGCCAUCUAUAGAAUAUUGGGCGCCCAGGACGAGGCAGUCAAGGCAGUCAAAACAAAAUAG